AUGUUUCUUCCUUCUGAUUUUGUUUUGUCGUGUAAGAUGAAUCCACGUUUGCCUUUCGAUGAUGCUGCCUGGGAAAAAAGCGACCAGAUCGAAGACUCCUGGCUAGAUCUUCUCUUUGAUGAAGACAUCUACAAUGAGAUUGGAAUUUUUCUCGCUGAACAAACUUGCCCUCGCCAAUGGGCUGAUUUCAAAUUUUUCAAAUCCGGCGGUUUCAAUGCUAGCUUCCUCAUGACAUUCACCGAUGCCGAUACUGGCGAUCUCUUAAGACUCCCACUGCCUGGCGUUCAUAUGUUUCCCGAGGAAAAAGUUCGUAAUGAGGUCUCUAUCAUGCAAUUCAUCGCGGAAAGAACCUCACAAACAAUGCCGAUUCCAGUUCCUAUGGUCUCCCGCUGGGGAAAGAGAAACGAAAGCCCCUCAAAUUUGGGUCCCUUUAUAAUCAUGGACUAUAUUGACCACGAGAGAAGCAUGUCUGAUCUUCUCGAGACGCCAGGACGCCAAUCAAAACAACGUCCAGAACUCAAUCCGGAUAUUAGCACAACAAAGCUAAAAGUUCUCUAUAGAGAAUUAGCUGAUAUUGUCUUUUCUCUAUUUACACUAUCUAUGAAUCUGAUUGGGUCUCUGAAACAGACCGGCAAAUCGACAUGGGAAGUGGCAUAUCGACCAUUAUCCAUUUCUAUGAACGAAAUUGUGCGUCUAGGGACGCUACCUCGAUCAAAACUCCCCACCGCAACAUACGAUAAAGCGUCGUUAUACUUUGAGGCUCUAACAGAGCUACAUAUCUCACAUUUCAAACACCAAAGAAACAAUGCUAUAGACUCGGCUGACGACUGCCGGCGUAAUUUUGUUGCUAGAUUCUUAUUUCGAAAACUUGUUCGAGAUCGGAAGCUUAGGGACAAAUGGAUAUCUCAUGAGCAUGGCCCAUUCCCAGUUUGGUGCGACGACUUUCGACCACAGAAUGUCAUGGUCGAUAAAACUGACAAAGUCGUUGGAGUGGUGGAUUGGGAGUUUACAUAUACCGCCCCAGUUGAAUUUACUCAUGCUCCACCCUGGUGGCUUCUUCUCGAAAAGCCAGAAUAUUGGAAUAAAGGCCUUGAUGACUGGUGUGCACAGUAUGAGAAACGGCUUCAGAUCUUCCUUCAGGCAAUGAUGGAAUGCGAAGAGGACGCGUACCAGACUCGGAACGAACGACUCGAAGAAAGCCAGCGACUCUCUAGUCGGAUGCGACAUAGCUGGGAGAGCGGAGACUUUUGGAUCAUGUAUGCUGCAAGGAACAAUUUUGCCUUUGACGCCAUUUAUUGGAACAAGAUCGAUCAGCGAUUCUUCGGUUACAAUGAAUCUGACAACAUAUGCGAUGUAUGGAAGAAAAGACUUCAUCUUUUGGAACGCGAAGAAAAGGAAAGCAUUGAGAAAUAUGUGGAUUUGAAGGUUCGGGAGAAUGAGACAAGGCUUCUCUCUUGGGACCCAGAUCAGUAUACCCUGGAAUAUAUGGCCAAGAUGGAACUUUAG
This is a messenger RNA of Penicillium salamii, 1506 nucleotides long. The record is from the annotation of a GenBank genome assembly. Lineage: Eukaryota; Fungi; Ascomycota; Eurotiomycetes; Eurotiales; Aspergillaceae.